UGCCUUGGCUGCUUCUCCUGCAAAAGGUUAUACCGCUGCUUCGUGGAUCGAAUGAUGACGGUCACGACGUUUCUUUUUCUACUUUUAUUAUAUAGAAAACAAUAACAAAGUUGUACUAGAAACGACAUAUGAUCGUGGACAUUUACUAGAAUGAUCAUGGACAUGGUCUAACUGUAAGAACAAUAAUGAAGGCGCUUCCUUGUCCUUGACGAGGAGUUUCUGCUGGCACGACGUGGAUUGAUACAGCAGCAUUGUAACAGCGACACGAAGUGGACCAGUUCCUCGAGAAGCAACUUCGCUGUUCGACCACUAGUAGUACAAAGUGGUCCAAGAUGGCUCCUCCUGCUGUACCGCCGAAGAAAGAGAAGCGGCCGCCGCGCGAUGCUCGCAUGCAAUAUGUUGUUAAGACAAGAUGUUGAAUCUGAAUCACGUAAACGUACCACAAUGUUGUGCCGAGUAGCAAGACCAAAAUUAUAUGCGUGGAAGUAGAUGAUGAAGAUGCAGAUGGUGAAGUUGGUGUAGACACACAGUGUUAUAUUUUUAAUGCUGUAUUAUAAUUUUGUUACAAGAGUAGGCUUGACGCAGAAGUUGCAGUUGUACUAUUGGUAUAUCAUCUACUAGCCUUACACUCACUGCUCUACCUCUAACAACUAAGAAGACGAGGACCGUGGGCCGUUCGGUGCUGAAAAACAGAAGCUGGAGCAUUAUGCCGAAGACAUUCUCGCACAGCUACAUAGGAAUGAUCCAAGGGACCCUACGUCUCUGUCUCUCCUCGACAUCCAUUUUUCCCGACACUUCUACAGGGACUUCGCGUUUUGCUUCCUGCAUAACAAUCGUAUUCUUGAGUCUUGUUUCUUUGAUUUUGGUGUCAAUCUUCCUCACCACACUCCUACUUCUACAAGUAGAUCUAACUCGACCUCCACGUUCUACUCAAGAAUCCACCUCGGACUACUUGUACAAAUACAUAGAUCUAGGUACCUCGUCGACCUCCACCCUCUAGCUCUACUCAAAGAACAGGUAUCCGCAAGUUGCAAUUGGAGCGCUGUAAUAUGGGUGAUGUUGCUUGUGAACGCAUCGGUUUUAUGUUGCGGGAAAAUAGCAGUGUCUCCAUUCUGUCCCUUUGCGAAAAUCACAUCAAGAGCGUAGGUUGUGGCUUCAUAGCCCGACUUCUAGAUCGAGGAUAUGGGACCGAUAAGCUGAAGUGUCGAUUGACGCAUUUAUUCCUGAAUCGCAACCACAUCGGACCGGUCGGAGCUAAGUCGCUCUCUCUAGCUCUAGUCCACAAUCGGACGCUGGAAGCGCUGGAAGUGAGGGAAAACUGCAUCGACUCUUGGGGAGUGGGAUGGAUGUGCAUGGGUACUAUUUCUAUUACGGAGUAGACUCUUGGGGAGUGGGAUGGAUGUGCAUGGGUACUAUUUCUAUAAAACUGCAUCGACUCUUGGGGAGUGGGAUGGAUGUGCAUGGGUACUAUUUCAUCUGUGGAAUUUAAAGCUUGCUUUAUUGAGGUUUAAAUACGAGUGCGCGAAGUGCGCGCUCCCCGGGGCGCAACGCCGGGUAAAAAAGGUUCCACCUGCUCAGCGCGUUUAGCCGAGCGCCUGCCAGCGAUGGCGAGGCACUCGGGAAGCAAAACGGAGUAGAUACACACUUGUUGAUCCUUGUCUAUCACUCCUUCCGUCUAGUUCUACUACCUUACACGCAUUAUAAUAAUCGCUUGUGACUGUGGCUUGUAAGAAGUAGCUGCAUCGACUUAUUAACUUGAUUCUCAUCGCUGCAGGAGCACGUCGAACAGGAGGAAAACAAAAUAUUAGUAUUUAUAGUAUUAGCAAUUGCCAGAAAUCUCUUAAGGAGCUCCCUUAAGGAGCUUCCUUAAGGAGCUUCCUUAAGGAAAUCAGUUUCCUUAAAGAAUUUUUAUUAUAAAAAGUUAUUAUAACUUUCCUUAAGAGGGAAAAAAUUUCCUUAAGGAGCUCCCUUAAGGACAAGCUGUUAUAAACUUAGGCUAAUAACAGCGGCUCCCUAAGGCCCUUGCUAGUACUACGAGUUCAAAGGUGUCAAGAACGUGCUAACGUGUUCGCGGCUGUUAGUUUGUAGGCUACUCACGUACACCAGCCACAUCCGCAGCAAGACACUACGCGCCCACCCCUAGCGAAUCGCCCCAACGAGCUGCCAACCGCUACCCUUGUCAUAUAUCGCCCAGCGCCUUUACUUUUUUUCAAAAACUUCAGGGAGGUCAUUCAAAUACAGAGAAAACUGAACGACCUCCCUGAAGUUUUUGGAAAAAAGUUAGCUCGCUCCCCUUCCGCGACUACCUUCCGCGCACAGCAAUCGACCACGGCACAGGAGCGCGCAGCAGCCCUUGGAGAUGGUUAACCAGUCUACUUCUAACCAGCACAAAAGCGGGAGAAUUUUAAGGGAGAGGGUGAGCACUUGAAAGGGUAGAGGCUGACGAGCGUGAUCAUAUUGAUUCGCGAGAAGGCCAAAAAUGCGCCUCAAAGUCGCAGCCGUUGAGGAUGUCGAUGGCUGUGAGAAUGAUAGCCGUGAGCACUUGCGUGUCUGAAGGGUGGACCUUGGUGGGCGUCAUCAUAUCAACGAGAGGGCCAAAGACGUGCGCCGGUGUGUGUGAAAGUCGAGGCCGACGCUGAGGAUGUCGAUGUCUGUCAGAAUGAUAGCCGUGAGGGCUUGCAUGUCUGAAGGGUGGACCCUGGUGAGCGUCAUCAUAUCCAUGAGAAGGCCAAAGGUAUGCAUCUCUGUGCUUGAAAGUCGAAGCCGUUGAGGAUGUCGAUGUCUGUGAGAAAGAGAAUGAUAGCCGUGAGGACUUGCAUGUCUGAAGGGUGGACCCUGGUGGGCAUCAUCAUUUCCAUGAGAAGGCCAAAGAUGUGCGUCUCUGUGUGUGAAAGUCGAAGCCGUCGAGGAUGUCGAUGUCUGUGAGAAUGAUAGCCGUGAGCACUUGCAUCCCUGAAGGGUGGACCCUGGUGAGCGUCAUCACAUCCAUGAGAAGGCCAAAGAUAUACGUCUUUGCGCUUGAGUGUCGAAGCCGUUGAGGUUGUCGAUGUCUGUGAGACUGAUAGCCGUGGGCGCUUGCAGUUCUGAAGGGUGGACUUUGGUGAGCAUCAUCAUACCCAUGAGAAAGCCAAGGGCGUACAUCUCUGCGCUUGAAAGUCGAAGCCGUUGGGGGUGUCGAUGUCUGUGAGAGUGAUAGCCUUGAGCACUUGCGUGUCUGAAGGGUGGACCCUGGUGAGCGUCAUCAUAUCCAUGAGAGGGCCAAAGGUAUACAGAUUUGCCUGUGAAAGUCGAAGCCGUUGAGGGUGUCGAUGUCUGUGAGGAAGUAGAUGAGGGCGGACCCUGGCGGGCGUCAUCAUGUCCAUGAGAAGGCCAGGCGCAUGCCUCUCCGUCGGUGAAGGCUGAAGGCUGGGGACGUCGAUGCCUGUGUGUGAGAGUGAUAACGGUGGACCAUUGCAUGUCUGAGGCGCGGACCGUGGUGGGCGUCUUGCGUCAUGUCCAUGAAACAGCCAAGCUUAUAGACACACCCCCGCGCCUGAAGGUUGGGGCCCAACUUCUGGCUCUGCGCAUAGAGAUGCCCAAGCGUGGCUUUCUCAUGGGCCUCGUCCAUGACGCUCGCCAGUGUCAGUGCCAUCCCAUGGGUAUGCUAUGCUUUAGGAUUCUCCUGGACAUGAUCACACUCAAAAGGGCCCAACCUCUGUGCCUACAUAUGUCCAAGAGUGGCCUUCUCAUGGACUCCAUGACGCUCAGCGGGCCAGCCUUGGCGCCCAUUGGCUUGCCCCUAGCAAGCAAGUUGGCCAAGUCAGUAGCCAUAGCGGUAGCCUCCUCACUAGCCUCGCCACAGUGGGUGUCAGCUUCCCAGCCUUGGCGAGCAGACUUGGCGACUUUUUUCGUGUGUCUUUCUGUCUCUUAGUAGUCAACCUGUCUAGUUGUUAACCUAUGCCCAGCGCAGCGGGCCCUUGAUGGGCCCGCUUUCUGGGCAUGUACUAAUAUUAGAAUACUUUAUAGCGCUAGGGGUGCCAGAUCCAGGAUGGGAUGGAUCAGAUGGAACGGAUGGACUUCCCACCAUUUCAAGUAGGACCGGAAGACUUAAGGGGGUCCAUCCGAUCCAUCUAAGUCCAUCCUACACCCGUUCUAUAGGUUAUUCUAUUUUCCUUCUGUUCGACGUGCUCCCGCCAUAAUAUCGGUUUUCAACUACUUCAUUCUGAACAUCAUCCUUAUCACCUCGUGAUCUUCAAUGAACAGGUUUAAAGCAAAACCUAACUCUGCGUGUGUUGGAUUUGCAGAGUAA
Amoebophrya sp. A25 is the source of this 4288-nucleotide messenger RNA. NCBI's taxonomy places the organism in Eukaryota, Dinophyceae, Syndiniales, Amoebophryaceae. The record is from the annotation of a GenBank genome assembly.